Molecule: messenger RNA, 3898 nt
Organism: Paramuricea clavata
Lineage: Eukaryota; Metazoa; Cnidaria; Anthozoa; Malacalcyonacea; Plexauridae
Source: the annotation of a GenBank genome assembly
CACGCAUCAUACAAGCUGGUCAACACAACAAAGAGGAUAUUCACUUGGUUAUACAAGCCAAAGACAAGUAAGCUUCCCUCUGGUUCAACAUGGCACGAUUCGGCGUAGCUGUCAUCGUAUUUUCUCUUCUGGUUUUUUCCACAGGUAACUGGAUGGCAUUUUUGGUAAUAAUCUUCACAGAAUUACGAAAUUUCCCUUAGGUUUUGUGAAAGACUAAAACUUUUAUACUCCAACGAGGUUAUUCGCGGUUGAUUUAGUUAUCUUUUAAUGGACUUAUAGAUAUCGCAUGUUUUGCUUAGUGUUAUCGAUAGCUUAUGUUUCGUGAUUUUAAUACCCCACGACUAAAGAAUGGCCGGAACGGAAAAUCAAAGAGAUGCCUCUGAUGUUAAGGUUUGUUUCGGCACAUCUGUUUCGGAAUUUCAGCCGAAUGAAAACUUUGCAUAGCUGCAAGCAGGGGCGUUAACAAAUUGAUGAAAACUUGCGCGACAGUGUUAUACAAUGCCAAUUACCAAGAAAGGAUGGCCUUAUUGGUUCUAGGACUGCAAAGAGAACAGUUUAGAACUAAUAUAUAGAGCAAUCUAGUAUAAAUAAAGGUUUUGAGGAUAGAUCUUCCACGAAGUCAUGAACAAAAGAGUUCAAUAGAUCCAAUAAAGAAUGACCAUAACUAGACCUCUGGUUAGAAUAGUUUAGAACAGAUCCAGUCUAUAUAUGAUUAUGCUGUUUAUAGUUCAGAUUGUUUCAUUCUGUUGUAACACAGGAUCAACUAGAGAACGCUUGCAGACUCCGUCAGUGAAUUAAGUUAUGUACUUCUGUAUCAUGCAUAAAUUACACAAUGCGCUAAUUACGCAUUCCGCUUAGUCUGCCCAAUGACAAACUGUUGCUAAUUUUUCACCCAAUUUUCAACCGAAGUUAACCAAAAUUUAAUCACUUUGUCCUUGGGCAAUGUCCAUUAGUCACACAAAUUUUGGUAUUAAGAGGCUUUUUUUCUAUGUCACGUAUUUGCGAUGCAAAGCGUUCAAGACCGAAAAUCUUUUGGUCGUUCCUCUCAAAAUUGCUUCGUUUUAGCUUUAUUCUCUAGUUUAUACGGUUAGCAACCUUUUUGAAUGCAUUUGCCAGUUGAGAAACAUAAAAUGAUAGCAAAAAAUUGUCAAUUAAAAUACAAUUAUAUAUCAAUGACGUUUUAAAAGUGACGCCAUAUUUACAGCAAUAUAAGCCAAACUAGAUGAACUCCAGACAUAAUUUUCUCGUAUCAUCUAAAAUCUCUUCAUUUUGGCAUUAUUUUACAGAUAAAAGGACUAAACAUACUUUUUAUAGUUUGUUUGCCGAUUGAGAAACGUAUCGAAAAAUAAAAAUUUUGGAUGAUUGUAUAGUCAUAACAGCAAGUGGUAUAUAAAGGCUGACUUCCACUGUUGCGUUUUUCGUACGCACGUACAUGCACGUAAAACUUUGAAUCCUUCUAUUUUUUAAAUAUUUUACAAAUAAGUUACUAUACUAAGAUUUGAGGAACACUAAAUUCUGUUGUUUUAUUUAUUUGAUUAUUUAAUAAGUAACAUUUAAACGGAUUUAAAGUUUUACGUGCGUACCUCCUAUAUAUGCGUACGUAUGAAAAACGCAACAGUGGAAAUCAGCCUUUGCACUCAUUUAUUAGUUUUGAGCGCGUGUUACGUAACGUACAAAAAAGUCUCCUCUUAAAAAAUACGUUUGAUAUUCGUACUGACAAACACACAAACAUACAUCUGACAAAUGCGGAUGGAAACAUAACCUCAUAGCGCAGAUAAUAAAAAGAUUGACCAAUAUACUAGCUACUAACUCUUGACGAAGGGCCUUCGCUCGAAACGUCGAGUUUAUGCUUAUUUUUUAAGGUAGUAAUAUAACCACUCAGCACAGCAUUUUCACAUUGGUACUACCAACACUGGUACAGACAGUUUUACAAUAUACUAGACCUAUCUAUACUGUACAUGAAGAGAAAAGUUUGGAAACAGUAGAGCCAGUAUAUAACAACAAAGGUUGUUUAAGCCCGCUUAAAUACGAAGAAAUCUUCGGAUUGAUAGGGAUGCCACUACCUGAAAACUAUCUCUUCCCUAGAUGCAAGUGAACCACCGCUAGUGUUCUGCGAUGGAUAUGACAUUUCGCAAUUGGCAAAAUGCAAAGAUAACCAUGGCAUCCGAGUAGAUUCCGCCAAGUAUGGAAGAGAUCAAGACAUAAUGUGCCAGCCUGAUGUGAAGGAUGAAAACAGCACUCGUAUCUGUCGCAUGAAAGACGUCCAUGACAUAAUCAGCCCACUUUGUGAUGGAAAACAGAAGUGUGCUCCCUUAACUAUCAACACUACUAACUUGGGAGAAGUGGAGAAAUGUCCGCAAAACGUGAAGAAGUAUUUGAUCAUGCAUAUUGAAUGUCGUAAGUUCAUUUUUCAUAGGGAGCGGAGGGGGUAGAAGAGGCAAGGAACCCCUCCAAUUUUCAAUAAUCUCACCCCCACCCUACCCCUAACAGAAAGAAUCAGUAUCGUCCACUUCCUUCAGAAACGUUUCAAAAUGUAUGUUAGUAUUAAUAGAGUAUGACCUAUCCAAAAUUUUUUGAAAUUUUUUUGUUCUUGGACGCAUGCGUUGAUUGAAAUAAUUAUGGAACAUUCCAUCUUUCACCUCAUGAAAAUAUUCUUUAUACCAUUGCACUCAUAAAACAUUCAUUAUUUGUAUAAUAUAUACAUAAUAACAUAAAUACCUGUUCUGACUAAUUUCAUAACAGUUCCGUUUUGUGACAGUGACAAUUAAAGAACCUGAUGAUGAUAAAACACAACGACCAAACGUAGUAGAAGCAUCUAAAAAGGAAACAAUAAAUAUUCUGCAACACGAGAAAGCAAGAACAAGUACCGGUAUAUUGUUUCAAGUACAGCAUGAUUCAUCGACCUCCGUCAAACCUGUGGGACUUUUCAUAUUACUUGUUUUAGGAACUUUUUGUAGCUUAUAUUCCUGAGAUUACAGCAAUAAAAUGAUUUAUAUAUAUAUGGCAAUCUUGUAGAAUGUAGAACUUUGAACACAUAAUAGGGAUCUAAAGGGUGAAUUGUGAGAAUCGGGCUAUAUAAUGCGAGACCAUUCCCCAAUUAAUUUAACCAAAAUUUUGAACUCAACAAGUCUAGACAAAAAUUUCAUCACAGCUUGAAAGAGCAUCACAAAAUUAGUAAUAUUCCAAAGUUUCGUUGCAAAAUGUUGUAAAAUGUGGAUAUUAUAGCCUUGCGAAGUUUGUAAUUUUCAGUCAUUUUAGAUUACAAACUGGAAAUGGUUACCACUUCUAUGCGUAAUCUAAAACGACUAAAAAUUACAAACUUCGCAAGGCUAUAUAUAUUAUCCGCAUUUUACAACAUUUUGCAAUGAACCUUUGGAAUAUUACUAAUUUUGUGAUGCUCUUUCAAGCUGUGAUGGAAGUUUGUCUAUAGACUUGUUGAGAUCAAAAUUUUGGUUAAUUGGGGAAUGGUCCAUUCAGAGACUCGGAGCUUGAAAAAAUUACACUUUCCUGGAAAGUGCGCAAUUUGGCUAUGGAGCCUCGUUUUUACGUAUGCGAGAUCAGUUAAAUGCAAGCUUCUGAAUCGCGAAAACGAGGCUCUGUAGCCAAAGUGACGUCCUUCUGAGAGGGUCUACUCUACCGUUCAAAAACGAUAAAAAAAGAUAUCGCAUGAACACUAUAAGCAAUUUUUCAAGCUCCGAGUCUCUUACUUAAAAUAAAACAGAAGUUUUUAGACUUUUAGUUGCUUAUUUUAUACAAUAUAUCCUGUAUUAACUUGUAUACAGAAAUAAUUAACACUUAAAUGUACAUGUAGCGGCAGAAUACUAACUAUUGAAAAAUGUAGAAUGGUCAAAUUUUGAAAAAUGUAGAAUGGUCAAAUUAAAUGAUAUAUGUAAGAGUA